This is a messenger RNA of Drosophila busckii, 1112 nucleotides long. RefSeq names its product 39S ribosomal protein L19, mitochondrial (gene mRpL19). Bases 105 to 1019 code for a protein of 304 amino acids. Gene Ontology annotation, cellular component: ribosome; mitochondrial large ribosomal subunit. The transcript is spliced from 2 exons. Gene Ontology annotation, biological process: translation. The record is from RefSeq and is a predicted model, not a curated record. Gene Ontology annotation, molecular function: structural constituent of ribosome. Lineage: Eukaryota; Metazoa; Arthropoda; Insecta; Diptera; Drosophilidae.
CGCUUAAUUACAAUGUUACCGAUGGUAUCGAUGCCAUACAACAGAGGUAUCGAUAUUCGUGUGGCACAUUUGGUGUUGAUUAUCUAAACAUUUUAUUUGUGAAAAUGAAUAUUAACGGUGUAAUUUUAACUAAUAGAUUACUCCAACGGUGUGCUGUCAAACAGAUAGUUACAUUUUCCACAAAGCCGACACAACAGGCAGCCGCAGCUGUGCCCCAACAACAACAGCAGCAGCAUGAGGUAGCCGCUCCUGUUGUCCGUAAGCCCAUAGUGCCUGCACAUUAUCGCUUUGUGUAUCCGGAGUUUCUACCCGAUCCCAAAAUAGAGUGGCGCAAUGCUGUGCGCGAGAAACUAGAACGUCUAGACAUGCUUGACCGUAGGCGACAAAUAGAUCUGCCCGAAUUUUAUGUGGGCUCAAUUCUAGCUGUGACAAGUGCUGAUCCUCAUGCAGCUGGCAAAACUAGUCGGUUUGUAGGGAUUUGUAUACAUCGCGAGCGCUGCGGUCUGCGUGCUAGAUUCAUACUACGUAAUGUUAUCGAUCACCAGGGAAUUGAAGUUGCUUAUGAGCUUUAUGAUCCUACCAUACAAAAAAUGGAAGUGCUUCGACUGGAAAAGCGUCUCGAUGAUAGCCUUUUCUACCUACGUGACGCACUGCCAGAGUACAGUACAUUUGAUGAGAAUAUGGAAGCGGAGCAUCUGGAGGAGGGAGCCCUUGUGCCUGUAAAUGAUAUAAAAGUAGUACUGCGUCCACGACCCUGGCUAGAGCGAUGGGAGCGUCAAAAUUUGCUUGGCGUGGCAAAUAUGGAUCAAUAUCUUAAAGACAAGCAUCGCAAGUCGGCAGAGAAAGUGCAAAAGCCAUGGGAGAAGUACGAUCUAAUGAAGCAGUACCGUGCUACCAUUCCCGAAGAGGAACAGAAAGAGAUAUUUGCCGAGAUGCAUACCGAGCUCCAUAGUCUGGAGCUCCAGCGGAAGCGCAACAAACGAAAACGCUCUUUUGUCAAACCCAAGCAUUUGGCGUAGAUUUAUCAUUUACGCAUGUACGAAAAUUGUUAUACCAACUUGUAGUUUAAUAAAACCAACUUACUGUUGAUCUUUUGCCGUGAGAAAAUUCAA